AUGGCGAAAUCUUCCACCUCUUCGAGAAACAGGCCGUCUCCUCUGACAAACGAUGGCUGCCUCUACAUGGGCGGUGCCGUCUUCGCCUUCUUACUCGUCUGGUGCCUCUGGUCCUACGCCGGCCCCGCCGACUCCGGCGGCGGCAACAGCUUCAUGCCCAGGGUAUUCAGCGACAUCGGCUGCACCCGCCCGGCUCCGAAUCUCAGAUUCGACCCGCCCGACUCCACCUUCUACGACGACCCGGAGCUGCGGUACUCGAUCGAGAAGAAGGUGACCGGGUGGGACGAGAAGCGGAAGGAGUGGCUGAAGCGGCACCCGACCUUCGCCGCGGGUGCCAAGGACCGGCUCGUGAUGGUGACCGGCUCGCAGCCGAACCCGUGCCGGAACCCGAUCGGCGACCACCUCCUGCUCCGGGCGUUCAAGAACAAGGUGGAUUACUGCCGGAUCCACGGCUACGACGUCUUCUACAACAACGUCCUCCUCCACCCGCGGAUGAAGAGCUAUUGGGCGAAGCUGCCCGUGGUGAAGGCGGCGAUGCUGGCUCACCCGGAGGCCGAGUGGAUCUGGUGGGUUGACUCGGACGCGUUGAUCACCGACAUGGAGUACAAGCUUCCCUUGGACCGCUACAAUUACAAGGGCCACAACUUGGUGGUUCACGGCUGGUCCAAGAUGAUCUACGAGGAGAAAUCAUGGACCUCGCUAAACGCCGGCGUUUUCCUCAUCCGGAACUGCCAGUGGUCCAUGGACUUCAUCGACGUUUGGGCCAACAUGGGCCCGAUCAGCCCGGACUACAAGAAAUGGGGGGUGAUCCAACGGUCGGUGUUCAAGGACAAGCUGUUCCCCGAAUCGGACGAUCAAUCGGCCCUGAUUUACUUGCUCUUCAAGGACCGGAGAUUGACGGACAAGAUUUAUCUGGAAGGGGAGUACUACUUCGAAGGGUAUUGGGUGGAGAUCGUGCCGACGUACGCCAACAUCACGGAGAAGUACACGGCGAUGGAGCGGGAGGACGGGACGCUGCGGCGGCGGCACGCGGAGAAGGUGAGCGAGCAGUACGCGGCGUUUAGGGAGCCGCACCUGAAGGACGCCGGGAACGGGCGGUGGAGCUGGCGGCGGCCGUUCAUAACGCACUUCACCGGGUGCCAGCCGUGUAGCGGGGACCACAACCAGAUCUACGCCGGGGAGAGCUGCUGGAGCGGGAUGGUGAAGGCGCUGAACUUUGCGGAUAAUCAGGUGUUGAGGAAGUAUGGGUUCAUGCACCCGGAUCUGCUGGAUUCCAAUACGGUGACGGAGACGCCGUUUGAUUAUCCUGACGAAGGACCGUGGUGA
Messenger RNA from Linum tenue, 1326 nucleotides. The record is from the annotation of a GenBank genome assembly. Lineage: Eukaryota; Viridiplantae; Streptophyta; Magnoliopsida; Malpighiales; Linaceae.